Pangasianodon hypophthalmus (striped catfish) is the source of this 2952-nucleotide messenger RNA. RefSeq lists its product as uncharacterized. NCBI's taxonomy places the organism in Eukaryota, Metazoa, Chordata, Actinopteri, Siluriformes, Pangasiidae. Bases 112 to 2073 code for a protein of 653 amino acids. The transcript is spliced from 4 exons. The record is from RefSeq and is a predicted model, not a curated record. Gene Ontology annotation, molecular function: protein kinase A binding. Gene Ontology annotation, biological process: intracellular protein localization. Gene Ontology annotation, cellular component: cytoplasm.
CAUUAAGCACACACACAGGAAGUAAAUGUAGGCUCAUGAAAGCAACUGUAACCCCAUUUUCACUUCCGCUUGGUCUCACAGCAGCAUCAAAUACAACUUUCCUGUGUGAAGAUGGCUGAAGACUGGUUGUGCAGUAGAGUGAAACUUUGUCAGCUGGUCACUGGCCCAAAUGUUGAUUUAUCUAAUGUCCAGGAUCCAGCUGAAGUGGUUAUUAACACCGAGUCAUAUCCUCCACCUCACUAUAAUCCAUCCUCUAUCCUCUUGACAUUGGAUGCUUUCAGUGCUGCCUUCGAUGAAUUACGAGGCAGGAGAUCAAAUGUGAAGAUGAACUACAUGGAUCAGAAUGCUCUUGGACCCAACCCAGUUCAGAAAGACGUUGUUCACCACUUUGCUGAGAUGUUAUCCAGAGAUAUACUGGAUGCAGCUGUGAGGAAACAAGACACUCAGUCCACUAAAGAUAGUGAUCAAAUAUGUAACAUCAUUCAAAGUGAGAUGAGCAGGUGGACAAUGAGUGAUAAGGAAAAGCUAGCUAAGAGGCUAGCAGCUGAGAUCUAUAGCAAUGCACUGGAAGAACUAGCUAGGCCUGGUUGUCCUGCUGAUAGGAAAUCUGAUGAACAACUAGAUGUGGUUCAAACAACACAAACAUUUGAAAAAGAAAUCAUUAGUGAAAUCCACAGUGAGCCUGCAUCCUACCCAUGUUCCUCCAUGCACCACUGUGACCAAGAAGGACCUACAACAGAAAUAGAUAGUAUCUAUCACAGAAGUUCUACGACCAAUCCUACCACUCUGGAUGAUAUGGCGCAUCUGGGCUCCCUCGACUACCCUGAUGCUCCUCCAAGUACGCCAUUACUGCCAGAGAUGAUGAAGAGCCGUUCGAGCUUCACCAGGAAGCUGAAAGGUGGACUCGCUAAGGAGUUCCUACCCUCAACUCCUCCACCCACCCCUAAAGAUCAACAAUCUCUAUUGGACGACAAAAUGACUGACAGCACUGUAGACAAAUCAGAGUUUAUGGUUCGGCUGAUGCGUUCGCUCUCAUUAGCAUGCUCACAGCUUGGGGAAGAUAAUGGCACAGAAAAUGAAAGCAGGUUUCAGACAGAGAUUUCAGACUACGCAGCACAGCUCUCAGCAGAUAUCAUCCAGUGCAUCACUACAGCCCAAGCAGGCAGCAGUAGAAAUAUAGAAACGCCCGUCAGAGAUGCGCAGGUCCUGGCUGACCACCUGGCAGAGGAGAUCAUUAUAACAUCUAUAGCAGAUGUAAUGAGGAGCAAGAGAGAGAACAGAACAAGCCAAGAAAUCCCAUCUUAUUUUGAGAACACAACCCAAGCUUUGAGUGAUACCUUAUCAUCUGAGUCAAUCCCAGAUAUUCCUCCUGUGGAGGCUCUGAGAGCCAUGGCUGGCAGACUAAUCACUAACACACUGGUCCAGGCUUUCUCUGAGCUGGGAAGUGGUUCAUUACAGCAUGCUACAAGCAAACAGCUACCUGAUCCAGCAUCAGAGCCAAUGCCAUGGGAACAAGGGAAUGAUCAAUAUUUAAAUACAAGUUUGCACAUUAAAAACUCCCAACAAACCCAAACCAAUGGAUGCUCUAAUGUGCAAUCAGAGUCUAAUGACAUCCCACUUGACUCCAGAACUGGGACAGUAGAGCACAUUUUUGCUGAGAACAUUGUGCAUGAAGUGCUCAAGUGCUCCAUAAGAGAAGCUUCAAACUGUCACUUAAGGUGCGAACAAACAUCCGGUAAUUCAGGUAGACUGAGUUCCUCAGUAGCAUCACAAGCUGUGAUGAGGGCCUUCAUAUCUGAAACACUGUGCCAUGAUACACAGGAGCUGCAGUGUGUCCUGCUCUGGGCUGCAGCAUCUCAAAUGGGAAUUUCCACGUUACAGAUUGACCUAAAUGACAAGCACAUUCAGCAACAGCUCUGCAGCAUCUGUCUGCAAGCUCAAUUUCAAGGCUGGACCGUGGGCCAUCUGAUGACAUCUCUCCUCCAACACUGUGACGAUCUGCAGACUGCCAGCAGAGGGCACUCUAAGAUUUCAACCUCUCUCCUGGGGCAUCUACUGCUCACACAAUCAUGAGCCGAAUGGGUCUGGAAUAAAGCUGGAAUCAGUUAGGAUUGAACAUUAGUCAAAAAAAGGAUUCUCUGUUAUUAUGGAUUAAUAUGUGAUUGAUACAGUGUAAUGUGAAAUCCACAGAUGAGAGCAUGGAAAUGAUUAACGAUAAACUGUAUUGAAUGAGCAGGCUGAUCCAAAAAAAAAUAAUAAUAAGUUGGGUUCAACAUAGUAUAACACCCAUCUGUACUCUCUCCUGGAGUUAGACUUAUGAUGAUUAAAACAUGAUAAAAUAUGCAUUCAAUUUUGUGCUCAAACACUUAAAGCUGGACAUCAUUAUAGUUGAACAUCAUUAGCUGACAAUCACUUAUGAUGGAACAUCACUCAAAUUUAGAACCACUCUCUGUGCCUUUGGAUGAAUAUCGAUGAUCAGCUCUGCAAGGGAGAAUAUGAAAUUGACUAAAACUGCAUUACGCAGAGUAUAACACCAGGCUAAUCCAGAAAGAUGGUCAUCAACCUAGCGCAACACCCAGCUGGACACUCAGCUGGGAGGAAACAAGAGUCGAGGCCAACGGCGUUAUGAACAUCUGCUGAAAUUGCUCUCGCCUACGUAACUGCGACAUUACGUUAAUAAAGGCUGGACAUCAGAUCAAGGAUGAAAUAAUAAAAUGCAGAUGGCUGUUCAGUUCUAACUCAUUUCAUAUUAGCACAUUAAUAUGGUCACCCUGACAUAUCUGACCAGCCCAAAUGCUAAUCCUGCCCAUGAAAAGCUGAUACUGAUCUCACACCAGCGUAAAAGUGUAACAUCUAUCUAUCUGUAUUGUAUUAGCAAAUAUUGUUUCACGCACCAGUGAUAUCCUAAAUAUGUUGUUAACGUGGACAAUAAAAACGCAAUGUUGAAGUGUG